AUGGUCAACCUUGCGGAAGCGCAGAAGGUGUUCAACCUCGUGCAAGGUCUGAGCAAGCAGCGGCAAUUCGUCAAGUAUAUCAGCAACGCGGGUCUGCUUUCCGUGCUUCUCGAGUCGCUUACCAAGGGGAACGGCGCCGGCGCGACGUUUCUCGUGCCGUCCCCCGACGCGCUGCAGUCGCUGCCGCCCGCGUCGCCGUAUUUCAACAACCCCGCGCUCGCGCGAACGACGCUGCGAUACCACAUGAUUCUGGGGAAGCAGAUGGACUACACGGCGCUCGUUGAGCGACCCGCGGACACCGGCUUCCCGACGCUCGCCAAGGAGUCGGUGUUCAAGUCGGACGAGAGCGCAUUCUUCACGGUUGUCUUCCGCUCGGGUAGCGGUCGCUCCACGUCCACGCUGCUCGCACCCAACCUCGCCAAGACGGAAUUCUUCCAGGUGCACCUUGUGGACUCGCUACUUGUGCCAGAUGCCAUCCUGCACUCCAUGCCCGGUGGCGGUGAUGCUGCUGGUGCCGGUGCACCUUGUGGACUCGCUACUUGUGCCAGAUGCCAUCCUGCACUCCAUGCCCGGUGGCGGUGCACCUUGUGGACUCGCUACUUGUGCCAGAUGCCAUCCUGCACUCCAUGCCCGGUGGCGGUGAUGCUGCUGGUGCCGGUGCACCUUGUGGACUCGCUACUUGUGCCAGAUGCCAUCCUGCACUCCAUGCCCGGUGGCGGUGAUGCUGCUGGUGCUGUUCCCUCUCCUUCGGUUCCUUCACCUCCCCUCAACCCCUCGCCUCCUUCUACCACUGUCCCCUCGUCUCCUCCCCUCAACCCCUCACCUCCUCCUACCACUGUCCCCUCGUCUCCUCCCGUCAACCCCUCACCUCCUCCCCCUAGCCCUUCCCCACCUCUUCCUGAAUCCCCCCCUCCUCUUCCUGUCUCGUCGCCUCCCACCCCUGACUCUUCCUCCCCGACCACUCCUACCGAGACCACUCCAGCCACAACCCCGCCCUCUCCCUCCCCUCCCCCUCCUACCAGCGAAUCAACCUCACCCACAACACCACCACCGCCCUGA
Closterium sp. Naga37s-1 is the source of this 1059-nucleotide messenger RNA. The record is from the annotation of a GenBank genome assembly. NCBI's taxonomy places the organism in Eukaryota, Viridiplantae, Streptophyta, Zygnematophyceae, Desmidiales, Closteriaceae.